AUGCUGUUCGUUAUCGGACCUGGGCACGGCGCCCCGGCCGCACUGGCUGCCCUUUGGCUAGAAGGAUCGCUGGGGCGCUUCUACCCAAAUAAGUACUCUACCGACAGAAAGGGCCUCAACAAUCUGAUUACGAAGUUCUCGGUUCCCGGUGGAUUUCCAAGCCACAUCAACCCAGAGACGCCGGGGUCUAUACACGAGGGCGGCGAGCUGGGCUACGCGUUGGCCGUGUCUUUCGGAGCCGUCAUGGAUAACCCAGAUCUCAUUGUUACAUGCGUAGUCGGCGACGGCGAGGCGGAAAGCGGUCCCACCGCUGCCGCCUGGCAUGCCAUCAAGUAUUUGGAUCCUGCGGAAUCCGGAGCCGUCAUUCCAAUACUGCACGUUAACGGCUUCAAGAUUAGCGAGCGAACCAUCUUCGGAUGCAUGGACGACAAGGAGCUGCUUGCUCUCUUCUCCGGCUACGGCUACAGUGUUUGCAUCGUGGAGGCACUUGACCGAAUUGACGACGAGCUAUCUUGCGCGUUGGAGUGGGCGCUGUCCGAGAUACGACACAUCCAAAAGCGCGCGCGUCAAGGCAAGCCAUUGAUCAAGCCUCGAUGGCCGAUGGUGAUUUUGCGCACGCCAAAGGGCUGGGGUGGACCGAAGAAGGUGGACGGCAACUUUAUCGAGGGCUCGUUUCACUCUCAUCAAGUUCCACUGUCCAAAGCAAAAACAGACAAGGGCCAUCUCGAGAUCCUCGGCGAGUGGCUUGGUGGAUAUGGAGUAGGGCAGCUACUUCCUGAGGGCCGCCCUGCGAAAUCCAUCCUGGAGGUGCUCCCCAAGACCGACUCCAAGAAACUGGGCCAGGUCAAAUAUGGUUACGACGCGUACCAGCCCUUGGUCAUGCCAGAUUGGCGACCUUUCGCCCAGGACAAGGGUACUCAGGCCAGCAGCAUGAAGGAGACGGGCAAGCUGCUGGCCGCCGUCGCCUCGAAGAACCCCAAGGGCUUACGAAUGUUCUCACCAGACGAGCUAGAGAGCAACAAGCUCGAUGCCAUUCUCGACAACACGGGCCGCAACUUCCAAUGGGACGAGUACUCGCGCGCGAAAGGCGGCAGGGUCAUUGAGAUACUCUCCGAGCACAGUUGCCAGGGCUUCAUGCAGGGAUACACUUUGACGGGUCGGACGGCGCUCUUCCCCAGCUACGAGUCCUUUCUCGGCAUCAUCCACACCAUGGUGGUGCAAUACUCCAAGUUCAACAAGGUCGCCAGGGAAGUGGAUUGGCGACGCGACCUCAGCUCCAUCAACUACAUCGAGACGAGCACGUGGGCGCGACAGGAGCACAACGGCUUCUCGCACCAGAACCCGUCCUUCAUCGGGGCUAUACUGAACCUCAAAGCAGACGCGGCGAGGGUGUACCUGCCGCCAGACGCAAACUGCUUCCUUAGCACGGUGGAUCACUGCCUCAAGUCGAAGAACUACGUGAACCUCAUCAUCGGAUCGAAGCAGCCGACGGCCGUGUACCUCUCGCCCGAGGACGCCGCAGAGCAUUGCCGCAAGGGCGCCGCGAUUUGGAAAUUCGCGUCGAGCAACGACGGCAAGGACCCAGACGUGGUCCUCGUCGGGAUCGGCGUGGAGGUCACCUUCGAAGUCGUAAAGGCGGCGGAACUGCUACGCACCCUCGUACCGGAGCUCAACGUCCGCGUCGUCAAUGUCACCGACUUGUUUGUCCUCGCCGCCGAGUCCCGCCACCCGCACGCGCUGAGUCGCAAGGACUUUAUCGAAAUGUUCACCGACGACAAGCCCGUCUGCUUCAACUACCACGGCUACGAGAAAGAGCUGCAAGGUCUCAUAUUUGGCCGUCCCGGCUUGCAUCGCAUGACGGUCGAGGGCUACAAGGAGGAGGGUAGCACGACUACGCCUUUCGACAUGAUGAUUGUGAACGGCGUGAGCCGUUUCGACCUGGCAAAGCGGGCACUGAGGGCGACUUCGGAACAGAAGACCUCUCUGCAAGCCAAGGUGGACGAUUUGCUAGCAGCAGUAAAUUCGGAACUGGCCAAAGUCAAAGACUACAUUUCGUCUGAGGGCAAAGAUCCAGACGACUUAUAUGACAUGCCAACAGGGAUAUAA
Purpureocillium lilacinum is the source of this 2106-nucleotide messenger RNA. RefSeq lists its product as uncharacterized. The record is from RefSeq and is a predicted model, not a curated record. Gene Ontology annotation, biological process: carbohydrate metabolic process. Gene Ontology annotation, molecular function: aldehyde-lyase activity. NCBI's taxonomy places the organism in Eukaryota, Fungi, Ascomycota, Sordariomycetes, Hypocreales, Ophiocordycipitaceae.